UAGGAAAAAAAUACAUAUAUCAAUCAAUUCGAUUCAGAGCUUCUCCGACCAUGGCCGCUCCGUCGUCGUCGCCGUCGUCAACGGCGGCCGCGAACAUCAUGCUCGCCAUCUACGAGAAGAAGACAGUCUCAGUCGAUCUCUACCGUCCUCUUCGCAACUACAUAGUCUUCAACUAUUCCGAACGCGAAGCCCAAAACCUCGAAGACGAUCUCCAAACCAUAAAGCAAAUGCGCUCCGAUCUCGAACGCCCCACCGCCGAUUCCCUCUCUGCCCGCCGCGACCUCUUACAAAACUACUUCAAAGCUCUCUGCGCCGUCGAAUCUCGAUUCCCUAUCUCCGCCGACAAGGACCACGUCAACGCCGUGAAUUUCACCUGGUAUGACGCCUUCAAGACCAAAUUGAAGGCUUCGCAGCAGAACAUCCACCUCGAGAAGGCCUCUGUGUUGUUCAAUUUGGGGGCUGUGCAGAGUCAGAUUGGAUUGACGUUCGAUCGGUCUUCGAUUGAAGGGAGGAGACAGGGUUCGCAUGCGUUUAUUGCUGCGGCUGGGGCGUUUGCGUUUUUGAGAGAUAAUGAGUCGAUGAAGGCGUCGAUUGGGGGUUCGGCGACCGUGGAUGUGUCGGUCGAGUGUGCCGGGAUGCUGGAGAGGCUUAUGCUGGCUCAAGCUCAGGAAUGUGUUUUUGAGAACUCUAUUGCUAAGGGGAGUACUCCUGGGGUUUGUGCUAAAAUCUCUAGACAGGUUGGGAUCUACUAUGAGGAAGCUUUAGCAGCACUAAAUGUUUCACCUCUCAAAGAGCAUUUUGACAAGAAUUGGUUAUCUCAUGUUCAGCUAAAGGCAACCUUGUUUUAUGCUGAGGCUUGCUAUAGGUAUAGUUUAGAGCUCCAUGAGAAAGAAGAGAUUGCUGAGGAAAUUGCGCGGUUGAAGAGUGGAAUUAAUGCUUUAUCUGAGGCAAAGAAAUCAUCCUCCAAGGGUGCUGCACAGCAGAUUUUAGAUGCAAUAAAUAAGUUGGAAGGGAAUCUGAAUCGUAACCUGGAGAGGGCUGUGAAGGAGAAUGAUAGAGUCUACCUCAUGAGGGUUCCUGCCACCAGUUCUUUACCUCCGCUUCCAGCAUUUUCAUUGGUUAAGUCCAUGCCAAUGAAUGAGGUACUGGAUGCGAGCAAGGAUAAAAUGUUUGCAAGUCUUGUUCCUGACAACAGUGCAAAAGCUCUUUCUAGAUACACUGAAAUGGUUGAUGUCAUUAUCAGAACACAAGCUGAGAAAUUGCAACAGGGGAGUGAACUUGCCCGAGUGAGGCUCAAGGAAAUGGACUUGCCUGACUCUAUUCUUGCCUUAGAAGGGAAUAUCACCCUGCCAACAACUCUUAAAGAAGAUGUGGAGGCAGUUCAAAUUAGUGGAGGCCCAGUUGGGUUGGAUGCCGAGCUACAACAACUUAGAGAUUUGAGGAGGGUAAACCACGAAUUACUUGUCCAGACUGAGGAGCUGUUGCAGAAAGAAUUAACAGAAGAUUCACAGUUUAGAAGCCAAUUUGGAACACGGUGGACUAGGCCUCAGUCCAAUACUCUAACAAAGAACUUGCAAGAUAGGUUAAAUAGAUUCGCAGCAAAUCUGAAGCAAGCUGCAGACAGUGAUGCCCGGAUUGAGCGUUCAGUGAGAGAUUAUUCAGCACUUAUGUCAAUCCUUGACCGGCGUCCGGUAUGUACAUUUCACUGAUUUGUGUGAAAUCUUUCUGCUCUGUU
Camellia sinensis is the source of this 1735-nucleotide messenger RNA. NCBI's taxonomy places the organism in Eukaryota, Viridiplantae, Streptophyta, Magnoliopsida, Ericales, Theaceae. The record is from RefSeq and is a predicted model, not a curated record.